Messenger RNA from Daphnia carinata, 2084 nucleotides. Its product is annotated as intermembrane lipid transfer protein Vps13D-like. The transcript has 5 exons. Gene Ontology annotation, biological process: mitochondrion organization; protein targeting to vacuole; protein retention in Golgi apparatus. Bases 1 to 2076 code for a protein of 691 amino acids. The record is from RefSeq and is a predicted model, not a curated record. Lineage: Eukaryota; Metazoa; Arthropoda; Branchiopoda; Diplostraca; Daphniidae. Gene Ontology annotation, cellular component: extrinsic component of membrane.
AUGCUAACCAGCCUAGUUGUUCGUUUCUGUAACGCCUACCUGGGGCAAUAUCUGGAAAAUCUAGACAAGAAUCAACUUUCGUUUUCUCUCCUAAAAGGGAAGGCUGAAUUGCAAAACUUGUCUAUAAAAAAAACUGCUUUUGAAAAUCUUAAUUUGCCAUUUUGUAUUCAUGGCGGAUUUGUGGGAAAAAUUUGCAUUGACAUACCACUUACACGAAUAAGCAGUCAGCCAUGGGUUAUAUCCUUCGAUCAAAUAUAUGUGAUAGCUGGUCCCAAGACAAACACUAUGCCUCAUAAGACACAAAAGGAAAAAAAUGAAGAUUUGGAGUCUCAUCAAUUCAAAAGAGCUGCUUUGGACUUGAUGGAAGCUGAAUGGAAAUCAGAUCUGGGGUUUCAUGGAUUAGCAUUAAUGUUGUACAAUUCAACAUGUUCAUCUUGGAUAAGCCAUUUAACUAGUCUGGUGACUCAUAUUGUGCAAAACAUUGAGCUUAAAAUGACAAAGGUCCACAUCCGGUUUGAAGAUGGUGGUAUAUCAUGCCCUGGUAAAGUUAUCGCAUGUGGCUUACAUCUCAAGUCAUUCACUGCUCAGACGUGCGACGAAAAAAGGAAAACGUCUGAAUUCCUGUACUAUAAUCCAGAGUUCAUGUAUAAGCUGCUGGAACUCAACGGAUUGGCAGUGUAUUGGGACACAGAUGCUAACGCCUUCUGGGACCUGCCCCUUAGUGACCUGUGCAAGAAAAUGAAAUGCUGUUCGAUGAAGCAAGAUGCGUUCAUUUUAACUCCUACUCAUGGCUAUGCCUACAUUAAGAGGAACCGUACUACUACUUCCCUGCAAUCCCUCGAGCAACCACGCGUUAAGUGUGAUUUCGUACUCGACCAAGUCGACAUUGAAUUUCGUGAUGCCCAAUAUUACCAAUGCUGCAAAGUUCUUGAAAUGCUAUCUCGUCGUAGUAACCACAAAUUCAAUCCCAGGCGUCAAUGGAAGUAUGCCGGGGAGCGUAUCAUUGCUGCAAUCCAUGAAAGAAAGAAGAUCGAGAACUGGCCCUUUCUGAUUCGUCGCGUUCAAGAUGUUCUUCUCUACGUUCGUUCUUAUAAGGAACACUUGAUGAAUUCCUCUGCAGCCGCAAAAUUCGAACUAGAACGUGAAAGAAUUGAAUCCGAAUUUGAAUUAGAAGAACUAAUGAUGUUACGGUCUAUUGUUAUGCGACAAAUUUCCAGAAGCCGAAAUAUUUUCAAUUGCUGGUACGACGACUUCAUGACAUGGUGGUAUGCAGAAGGAAACUGGAUGUACGCGGCAAAUAACGAGUCAGUUAUUAACAACACAACUGACCACGAGAUCCUCGAAAUGCUGCAAGAGGCCAGAAAAGAUAAUUUGAUUCGAAAGGAAGACCUGCUUCCUAUUCAAUUUAGCUUUGCCUUGAAACAUGGCUGUUUUCGCUUGUCUGUCUGCCCUAAGAGCAUUGAAACUUACCAGCCGUCUAAUCUUCUCGUGAAACUCGAAUUGCGUGAAAUCCUUGUCGACGUUUGGAAAGCACAUCCGAAAAUUGGUUGGAUUAAACUGCAUGUCAUCGUCAAGAACGUUUCCUUAUGCGACCGCAUAACUAAAUUUUUCCAAAGUUCUGCAAAUCCAGAGGAUGAGGCACCGCAUUUUGAUUUCGAGUAUGAAAAAUAUCCGCCUGAUGGUGACUGGAAACAUCGUUUGAUGGUCACCAUUAUGCCUACAGAGUGCGUUUACAAACAUGAAAUUGUAGGCCAAAUUAGAAAAUGUUUUCCCAUCCCCAAAAAAGAACGAUCUUUACUAGGCCAGCGUGUCCACAAGGAAAUCCGUUCUCGUCUUAAUCUUGUCAAAAGCAAGGUUACAAAAAUUUUAAAAAUGACUGUAGCGAAGCUUUCAAAUAAUGAGGCGUGGGAUUUGAAGAUAAAUGUCGGUACUCUACGCAUUCUAAUUGCUGAUUGUCCUUUUAGUCCAGUUCCACUUACCAUUGAGUUUGGCCCAAUAUAUGUUAAACCCACGAUCAGUUGCACAGUCGCCGACUUGACCUCCUUGUCCACGGACAAUACCGUAGGCGAGCCAUAGAAGACGAA